UUUCACUGCCAAUUCUCCGUUUGUCGCGGUCACGCAACGGCCCUCCGGUGACAUCUUUCGCCAUUCUUUGCGACUAUGUGUUUUGCAGCUCAAUAGCUUCCUUUGUCGAAAGGCAGUAGUUAUGUGCAAAUGUUUCGCCUGUUCAGCUGGUCUCAGGGCUCGGUUUGGGGCAUUUUGGUCGCAUGGAGCAUGGACGAAAGCGGGGGCCGGGGUACAAGGCCAGCGCCCGAGCCAGCCAAACUCUCUUUUUGCAUAGUCCUCACGUGACCUUUUGCGGAAACGUAGCAAAGAUGGCCAAGGUCAAGAUGCACGAGCUCCGCAACAUGAGCAAGCAGGACCUGAUUACUCGCCUCGGCAGCCUGAAGGGCGAGCUGCAGCAGCUGCGCGUGGCCAAGGUCACUGGCGGCGCCCCCAACAAGCUGUCGAAGAUCAAGGUGGUCCGCAAGUCGAUUGCUCGCGUGCUGACUGUGUACAAGCAGAGUCAGCGCACGGCCGUGCGGAACAAGAUCAAGGAGGAGAACGAGAAGAAGAAGGGCAAGACCUUCCUGCCCCUGGACCUGCGCGCCAAGAAGACCCGCGCCAUCCGCCGCGCUCUGACCAAGGAGCAGGCCAACAAGAAGCUGGUCAAGACGGUGAAGAAGGAGAAGGCUUUCCCCAGCCGCAAGUUCGCCCUGAAGGCGUAAAUGUAACCGUUUUCGCAAUCUUCAGGCGUGAACGGAAAGGAGGUCCGGAUGUGUCGGUCGGGUUGCUCCGUGGUGACAGUGUAACACGCGUGCCGU
Molecule: messenger RNA, 779 nt
Organism: Chlamydomonas reinhardtii
Lineage: Eukaryota; Viridiplantae; Chlorophyta; Chlorophyceae; Chlamydomonadales; Chlamydomonadaceae
Product: ribosomal protein L35
Exons: 5
Coding region: 291-683 (130 amino acids)
Biological process (GO): maturation of LSU-rRNA from tricistronic rRNA transcript (SSU-rRNA, 5.8S rRNA, LSU-rRNA); translation
Cellular component (GO): ribosome; cytosolic large ribosomal subunit
Molecular function (GO): structural constituent of ribosome; mRNA binding
Source: RefSeq, a predicted model, not a curated record